This is a messenger RNA of Ilex paraguariensis (yerba mate), 282 nucleotides long. The record is from the annotation of a GenBank genome assembly. NCBI's taxonomy places the organism in Eukaryota, Viridiplantae, Streptophyta, Magnoliopsida, Aquifoliales, Aquifoliaceae.
AUGUCUAACCGAAGGUCACGAGCGAGGCAGUCAGGAAGAGGAACUUCAAGGAUUAGUGAUGAUCAAAUCAACGAUCUUGUUUCCAAGUUGCAACAGCUUCUUCCUGAGAUUCGUGAGAGGCGCUCCGACAAGGUUUCUGCAGCUAGGGUCUUACAGGAGACAUGCAACUACAUAAAAAGCUUGCAUAGGGAGGUUGAUGGCCUAAGUGAGCGGUUAUCGGAGUUAUUGGAAACAACAGACAGCAACCAAGCUGCCUUAAUUAGGAGCUUGCUUAUGCAAUAG